This is a messenger RNA of Moneuplotes crassus, 1132 nucleotides long. Lineage: Eukaryota; Ciliophora; Spirotrichea; Euplotida; Euplotidae. The record is from the annotation of a GenBank genome assembly.
UUUGGCAAAUAUAAUAUUAUUCCAAAAUAUGCUAGGGUUUAUAGAUUACAUCACCUCAAAGCUCUCAAAAGUUAUGAAAUGUGUUGACUACAGCUGGGAGACCAUUCUUGGAUUCAUGGGUAUCCUAAUACUUUUGAGUAUAUUCAUAUAACUUCUCUGUACACUGCGAUUAAAUACAUCAUUUUUGAACGUUCGAUACUUUACGUGGGCAUUCCGUCAUUUUUCGUGGCACUGAGCUGAUUCCCAUUAUACAAUUAUCAAUGGAAGAGAUAUAAAACAAUGAUGAUUGUUCAACAUAAAGUAAGAGUAAACUUUCCAAUUCUUCAUAAAAUCUUUUUCUUGAGCUCUAUAGACCCUAUUGUGAAAAAGAUAAAGGGUCUUGGUAUCUUUCUUCUGACUCUCUUGUUCAUUUCUUACUUCUUUAUUCUUAUUGUAGUGCUAUUUUUCGUGAAUACUCUUGAAACUUCUGAUAUAAAUACAAAGAAUGCUAGGAGAGCUCCUCCUUCGACUAGGAACUUGGAAAAAGAGGCUAUAGAGACGAGAGAACCAAAUAGCGCAUAUGUGAUCCCUUUUGUACUAUCCUUCUUGCUGAUAACAUAUUGGAUUAACAAAAUAAUAAUUUCUCUAUUCUUCUGGAGUAUAGUACUUUUUAUCCUUUUUAUUCUCUUCCUAUUUUAUUCUGUUAUCUACUGUAUUUAUCAGAAAGAGAUUCGUCAAAGAGAAGAAGAGCAGAGACAGAGGGCUAUUCAGAACAGAUAUGCUGUAAAUUCAGAAAGCAUUUCAAAUGAUAGCCCUGAUGAGGAGAGUAAGGAGGACUCUUCUUCUAGUGAGUCCUUUUCUUCAUCUGAGUCCAGCAGUAUUAUUAACCAAGUUAUCAGAUCUAUGAAGAAGACAUUUUCGAUGAAAAAAUCUAAGAAAAAGGAUGGUCUUGGAUGAUCGAUCUGUUACGAAAACUUCAAAGAUAAGGAGACGAUUAUCCAGUUAAAAUGCAACUCUUUACAUACUUUCCAUGAAGCUUGCUUUCACUCCUGGGCGAGGAGGAAUGACACCUGCCCAUUGUGUAGACAAUCUAUCAUUCCCCAAUAAGGAGGGCUGAUAUUAUAACUGUUUAGUUUCUAAAUAGGUUUCUGUC